Podarcis muralis (Common wall lizard) is the source of this 5041-nucleotide messenger RNA. Lineage: Eukaryota; Metazoa; Chordata; Lepidosauria; Squamata; Lacertidae. The record is from RefSeq and is a predicted model, not a curated record.
CCCCGCCCCGCCCUCGAGGAGGAGGAGGAGGAGGAAGAUGGCGGCGCUUGGCCCCCUCGGCGGAGGAAGCGGCAGCGGCGGGGCGCAGCUCUCCGCCGGGACCCCCCUCUACGAGACGUAUUACAAACAGGUGGACCCAGCCUGCACGGGCCGGAUCGGGGCCGGCGAGGCCGCCCUCUUCCUCAAGAAGUCGGGUCUGGCCGACGUCAUUCUGGGGAAGAUCUGGGAUCUGGCCGACCCGGAGGGCAAAGGCUUCCUGGACAAACAGGGCUUCUUCGUGGCGCUGCGGCUGGUGGCCUGCGCGCAGAACGGGCACGACGUCACCCUCACCAACCUCACCCUGGCGCUGCCUCCGCCAAAAUUCCCCGACAGCACCAGCCCCCUGCUGAUCUCCUCCUCCUCGGACGCUCACUGGGCCGUCAGGAUGGAGGAAAAGGCCAAGUUUGACGGCAUCUUUGAGAGCCUCCUGCCCGUCAACGGCUUGCUCUCGGGGGACAAAGUGAAGCCGGUCCUCAUGAACUCCAAGCUGCCUCUCGAUAUCUUGGGAAGGGUCUGGGAUCUCAGCGACAUCGACAAGGACGGCCACCUCGACCGAGACGAGUUUGCCGUGGCGAUGCACUUGGUCUACCGUGCGCUGGAGAAGGAGCCCGUUCCGCCCGCCUUGCCCCCGCCCCUGGUGCCCCCCUCCAAGCGGAAGAAGGCGCCCUCCCUCCCCGGGGCCGUGCCCGUCCUGCCGGCCAGCCCCCCGCCCAAAGACAGCCUGCGCUCCACCCCUUCGCACGGCAGCGUCACCAGCCUCAACAGCACCGGCAGCCUCUCGCCCAAGCACAGCCUCAAGCAGGCGCAGCAGCCGCCUGCGUCCUGGGUGGUCCCCCUGACCGACAAGCUCCGCUACGACGAGAUCUUCCUGAAGACAGACCUGGACUUGGACGGCUUCGUCAGCGGCCUGGAGGUUAAGGACAUCUUUAUGCACUCGGGGCUGUCUCAGAACAUCCUGGCGCACAUCUGGGCCUUGGCGGACACGAGGCAGAUGGGGAAACUGAACAAGGACCAGUUUGCCCUAGCCAUGCACCUCAUCCAGCAGAAAGUGAGCAAGGGCAUCGACCCCCCGCAGGUCCUGCUGCCGGACAUGAUCCCCCCGUCGGAGAGGACCGCACCUGCCCAGACCAUCCCCGGCUACUUGGCUUCCGUGGGAACCGAGGUCUCAACACUGGCGGAAAUGCGUCGUGACAGCUCCAGUUCCGUCGGCUCCGGGGGCGAAUUCACCGGCAUGAAGGAGCUGGAUGACAUCGGCCAGGAGAUCGCCCAGUUGCAGAGAGAGAAGUAUUCCCUCGAGCAAGAGAUCCGAGAGAGGGAAGGAGCGAUUCGGCAGAAGACCAAUGAAGUACAGGAGCUUCAGAACGACCUGGACCGGGAGACCAGCAGCCUGCAGGAGCUGGAGGCGCAGAAGCAGGAGGCUCAGGGCCGCCUGGACGAGAUGGAGCAGCAGAAGGCCAAGCUGAAGGACAUGCUGAGCGACGUCCGGCAGAAGUGCCAGGAGGAGACCCACGUGAUCUCGUCGCUGAAGAUGCAGAUCCAGUCUCAGGAGUCGGACCUGAGAUCCCAGGAGAACGACAUCAGUCGGGCAAAGUCGGAGCUCAGCCGGCUGCAGCAGGAGGAGUCCCAGCUGGAGCAGAGCAUUCAGGCCGGAAAAGUCCAGCUGGAAACCAUCAUCAAGUCUCUGAAGUCCACCCAGGAGGAAAUCAACCAGGCGAGGAGCAAGCUGUCCCGCUUGCAAGAGAGCCAGCAGGAAGCCCACCGGGGCAUCGACCAGUACAAUGAAGCCCUGAACGGGGUGCUUGGCGGCAGCAUGACCAACCUAGCGGAUCUGAACGAGGGGAACCCGCAGAAGGAGCGGGGCGGCAGGUUCGGGACCCUGGACGACCCGUUCAAGAACAAGGCCCUCCUGUUCAGCGGCCACACGCAGGAGCUUCCUGCGGACCCUUUCCAGGCGGAAGACCCCUUUAGGACGGACCCCUUCAAGGGCGCAGACCCCUUCAGAGGCAGUGACCCCUUUCAGAACGACCCCUUUGCGGAGCAGGCCCCCGUGGUUGCGGCGGCGGUGGUGCCAGAUCCCUUCGGCGGAGAUCCGUUUAAGGAAAGCGAUCCCUUCCGCGCCGCAGCGGCGCCCGACGAUUUCUUCAGGAAGCCCGAGGAGAGCGAUCCGUUCACCGCCGACCCCUUCUCCAAAAACCCCACGCUGCCCUCCAAGGCGAACUUAUUUGAAAACAGCGACCCCUUCCAGUCUCCGAGUGUCGUCGCCACCGCUCUGAAAGGGCCAGAUCCUUUUGGAACGCUAGAUCCCUUUGGGAGCAGCAGUUUCAACAGCGGUGGCAGCGGCACCGAAGGCUUCGCCGAUUUCAGCCGGAUGUCGAAGCCGCCGGCUUCCGACCCGUUCUCGGCCUCCUCUUUCGGGGGCUUCCCGGACGACCCCUUUAAGGGCAAGCUAGACACCCCCGCCCUCCCUCCGAAGAAAGGCUUGCCUCCCAGGCCCAAACCGCCCAGUGGUAAAUCUCCUCCUGUCAUCCAUGUCGGCUCUUCCGAUUUUGACAAGCCCCCCGACCUGUUUCGGCCGUUCGGGGCUGACACCAGCGACCCCUUUCACAGUAGAAAGGGGUUUGGGGACCUUUUUAGGGGGAGAGACGGAUUUUCUCCCCCCUCGGCAGGCAAAGCUCCCAAGAACCCUUCCUCCACGGGAUUUGCUGACUUCACCUCUCUUGGCAAUGAGGAGCAGCAACUCGCCUGGGCAAAGCGAGAGAGCGAGAAGGCGGAGGAGGAGCGCCUGGCGCGGCUGAGGCGGCAAGAGCAGGAGGACCUCGAGCUGGCCAUCGCCCUCAGCAAAGCGGACAUGCCCGCCUCCUAGGGGGCUCUGGGGGGGGCUUCCCUCUCCUCCCCCUUCCGCCGCUCCCUAGACCACCGUCUCCGAUCCGCCGACCCCGGUCUCCGUUCUUUCGACGCGGCGAAGCGAACCGCCUCUCCGUGGCGCCGCAUCCGGCGCAGGGAAGCCCCUCUCUGCGGGGAAAAGGACGCGGGACUCGCACGAGGAUGCCGUCUCCUUGCACAGAUGGACAGGUGGGGGGCUGCCCCCUGAGAAGCUGCUCCCCCACCCCCUGGUGAACUCAGCUGGCCGUUCCCCCCCCCCAUUCCUUUUAAUUUUUGCCCUCUGCCCGCCGGAAAAUACCCUGGACCUCUCGCUCUUCGAAACCUCCCAUGGGGGGGGCUUGGGUGUUGCUCAGCUGUGCCAGCCUUGGGGUGGGCAUAGGGCAGGGGGGUGGGGAAAGAAGACGGCCCCCUCUGCCUUUUUCCCCCUUUGUUUGCAGCGCUCUCAAUGUGGAUUACUUUGCACCCCCUUUUCUCUCCCCCCACCCAAAACCCCCCAGGCGCCCCGAUUCCUAACGCUCUCUUUGAUCGCCCAGGAAAACCCCACUGCUAACGGCCCCCGCCCCCCCGGCAGCCUCGAACGUUCGGUUAACCAACGCCGAUUCAUACCGAAACCGGGGGAACUUAAAAUACGUUGCGGCCUCGAAGGGCAGGUCGGUGUGUUUAUCUCUCUCUUUCUCUGUAUUUCUGCCUGAAAAACAUCCUGGAAAGUCUCGAGAAAAAUCACUGGGGAGGCCAAGCAGCGUCUUCUGAGCCGUGGGGCAAGAGGGGGGUCUCCGUUCCGGAGUGAGGGGGGCAACACAGGCGAGAGCAGGGGGCAAAUUCAGGGCUGCAAGCGGGUUCCUUUUGGGCACGUGGGUGGGGGUCCGAGUGGCGCGUUGGGGGGCCUUGUGCACCCCCUGGGACGGCUGCUCCUCCUGCAAUAGGGGCAUCUCCCCCUUGAAGGGGUUCCUUCUCCCCCAGGCCAGGAAAACCUCCGGAUUCCCAGCCUCUGUGCAGAGAUGGGACCCCCUAAAUUCUGCCCCCUUGCCCUCCCCAGAACAGCUUUUCCUCCUUCCAGAAGGCCGGCCCUCCUUCCACCUUCUCCAGGGGCCUCUUGACCCCGGUGCCUUUGCCCUGGGGGGGCUGAGGGCUCCCCACCGCCCUUCCCCACCCAUUGCGGGUGGGGUGGGGGCUUCUCUUGCCCUCCCACCCCCUCUCCGAGGCGCCCGUUCCCCCUACGGCUGUGGGAUCCGAGACCGGCUCCGUCCUUCCCUCCCAGCUCCGGUGGAGAAUCGGGGCCACCCCCGGGGGUCCGCUCCCCCCCCCAGGCAGGAAGAUCCCAUUGGCCCACAGAAGCACCCAGAGACACCAGCCCCCUUUGUGUGGGGAGGGGUUCGGCCAACCGCUUAGUAGCUCCAAACGGAUGGGACAAAUUCGGGCGUCAAGGCUUCAGGAGAGAGUCGGGUCCUCGGCCGGUUCUUCUUUGGAGGAGGAGAACCCAAAGGAGAACCCCCUGUCCCUCCCCCCCACACACACCCCAGGAAGGACCAGAUCCGCGCCUUCCUUUGGGGUCCCCAUCCGCCUCCAUCUUGCGGGCUGAGAAGCUGGGGAAAUGUGCCGCCGCAGCCUCCAGAUCUAUUACAGUUUUUUGUAUUUUUAAUUUUCCCCCCCCCGCCCCCCCCGGUGUAUAUUGUCCCCACCUGCCGUCUCCUCAGCAGCCCCCCCCCCUCCAGGACGCGACCCAUCCCCUUGUGAUAUAGAGAAAUGUAGAUAUAUAUAGGAGAUUUUAUAUAUGUAUAUAUCUGGGGGUGAACGUGCCGAAGGACCUUGCCUCUGAGGGCUGCCCGCUGCGAAAACGUAAAUCCGCCGGCCUCGUGUGUCGCUCUUGUGUGUGUGUGUUUGUGUGUGUGUGUGUGUAUAUAUAUUUAGUCCCUAAGAUCUGGAAAUGAAAGAGCGAUUCUUGUGGUUAGAAUCUCAAGCUUCUGCCAAACAAGAAAGAAAGAGGUUAAAAAGUCUGUUUCUCUCUCGCUCUCGCUGCAAAUUCUUGCUUCUCAAAUAUAGGGGGCACGGGUAAAUGCAAUUCGCUUCUUGAGUGUGGCGUUUUGGGGCUGCAAGAAAUACGUGUGCAGGCACCCCCCCC